Messenger RNA from Melospiza georgiana, 2516 nucleotides. RefSeq names its product D-aspartate oxidase (gene DDO). Lineage: Eukaryota; Metazoa; Chordata; Aves; Passeriformes; Passerellidae. The record is from RefSeq and is a predicted model, not a curated record. Gene Ontology annotation, molecular function: FAD binding; D-amino-acid oxidase activity.
AUGACUGCCUGUGAGGGACGGCAAAGGACAAUGUACCCCGGGCAGCACAGCGGGUCCCCUUGGGCCUCCCCCAGACCGAAUAUCAGGGGGGAAAGUCCUGGCAGGCGGCAGAGAGCCCGGCCCUGGCAGAGGCCGCCGGGCGCUCCGGGAGCGCUGCCAGCGCCGGAGGCGGCCCGAGCCUGGGCCCGGGCACAAACAGCUCCUUCAUCCAGCGGGGCGGGAGCCGGGCCCCGGAGCGCCCCGGGACAGGGUGCGGCGGCCCCGCGCUGCCCGGGACGCCGGCUCUUCCAGGCGGGACCGGGGGCCUCCUCCUCACCAGACACACCAAUCCACAGGCAGAAGCAGUGGUUCCAAGAGACCUUCACUUACCUUUUUGCCAUCAGCAACUCAGCCGAGGCAUCAGAGGCUGGCAUUCACCUGGUCUCUGGUUGGCAGGUCUUUAAAAGCCCUCCUAAGGAGGAGUUACCUUUCUGGUCAGAUAUUGUGCUGGGAUUUCGACCAAUGUCCGAAGCAGAACUCCAGAAGUUCCCGCAGCACCGAUUUGGUCAGGCCUUUACAACCCUGAAAUGUGACUGCCCACCCUACCUGCUGUGGCUGGAGAAAAGGUUGAAAGCAACUGGCACCCAGAUGUACACCAGGAAAGUGGCAGACUUGUGGGAGCUGCACAGAGAAUAUGACAUCGUUGUCAACUGCACAGGCAUGGGAGCCCACCAGCUGGUGGGGGACGAGCAGCUCUUCCCUGUCAGGGGACAAGUACUCAAGGUUCACGCUCCUUGGGUGACACAGUUCAUCCGGGAUGGAGAUGGCUUAACUUACAUCUACCCAGGGAUACACAGAGUGACCCUGGGGGGAACCAGGGAAAAGGGGAGCUGGAGUCUCUCCCCUGAUGCUGGCACUACUAGAGACAUCUUUGACAGAUGCUGCUCCCUUGAGCCCUCACUGCAGGGAGCUCAGGAUAUCGAGGUGAAGGUGGGCCUGAGGCCAUCCAGGCAGUCUGUGAGAGUGCAGAGAGAGGUUUUGAGCCAAGGAGGAAUUAAGCUCCCAGUGGUCCACAACUAUGGGCAUGGGGCAGGUGGCUUUUCAGUGCACAGGGGCACAGCCAAAGAGGCUGCUCUCCUGGUGGAAGAGUGCAUUUCUGCUCUGCAAGCCUCCUCAUCAAGGGCUAAGCUUUGAAUCCCAGAGGCUCCUUUUCCAUUUACAGCUAGUGCUGAAUUUCCUAGCAGCAGCUUGAACUUUAGGUCCAUUACUGUAUAGAAGGGAGCUAAGUCAACAUCUUGUUCCAGUGCAGAUACUCAGUGGUAUCUGUAACCACCUUGGAAAGGCAUGAUGUGUUGAUCCAUGUAUUAGCCCAGCUGAUCAUCUCCUCCAUCUGCCCUGGGCAUUUAUCUUAGUCUCAUGUGAAGAAGACAAGAUACAUAAAUACUCUUCACAUAACAGGGAUCAGAUUGCUGCAAUAUAAUACAAAUAACAUCAAUUUAGCAUUUCUGCACCUGCAUCUAAAGAGUGUCAGAUGCAGUAGGCUCAGAUUCAGUAAAAAUAGUAAAAAAGGUCUCCUCUUGUACCAAAUUUAAUCUAGAGUUGCCCUUGCUUCUGCCGCCUUGCUGACAAAUUUUAUCAUUGUCUCUAGGAUUUAAAAGGCAAAGAAAACCCCAUGCAGUGCUGCACUGCAGUGCUGCAUUACAUGCUCCAGGUCAGCUCUUAUAGAAAGCAGUGUUAGGUCACUGUCACACACAGUGACCAGGCAAGUGUGAUUUUAAGAGCAGGUCUGUAAUACCCAUCGCUGUAUUUGCUCAUAUUGCACCUCAGGGAACUUAAAGUUUCUGCUAAUAUUGGCCCACAUGAGCUCCAGUUUUGUGUGUCUUUUCUCAUGCUAGUUUGCAAAUCUGUUUUUUCCCUUCAAGGCCCUCAGAUUUUGCUCUCAAACACCAGUGAUUUCCCCCCCGGCCCCUCCCCUCCUCCCCCACAUGACAUUGAUAUGGCCUUUGUUCUACUGAAGAGGAUUUCUCAGAGUGGGCUGGGGAAUACAGCAUCCCUUUUCUACUUCACAACAACACUGUCUGAUUUCCUUGCAACAGCUGAUAGGAAUAAAUUGGAGACAAACCAACAAGGAUUCUAACACCAUCAUUGGUUUUGUAGAAGAGCCAUUUAAGACUGGGUAAACACUCUAAAGAAAAAUGUGUCUGUAACUGGACCAGGAGCGAGCUCCUGUGCUGUAAGAAAGCUGAGUCCUCUGCUCACUCCAUGGCAGAGGCUCUGCUGGGCUUUACACUCUCCUCAGCAAUUCAAACCCUUUGAUGUGUCUGAAGAUAAUCACUCCCCAAAACUGGAUCUUACCACCAAAGUACAAGUCUGACUCUUAGUGAUUAAAUGACUCAUUAAAUCUUUAAUGGCUCAUUUGAGAGUGUUAUCAUCCAUUUUUGUCUAGCUUUUUUGUCCAUAGAAUUACAAAACCAUUCAAAAUCCUUCAAUAAUUCCAGUGAUUAAAAUUAACGGAUAAAUAAAGUUCUAAUAAUGGA